This is a messenger RNA of Funneliformis geosporum, 481 nucleotides long. The record is from the annotation of a GenBank genome assembly. Lineage: Eukaryota; Fungi; Glomeromycota; Glomeromycetes; Glomerales; Glomeraceae.
UAUUCACAAAAAUGAAUUCAAAAAUAUUGCAAAAAGUAAAGGUAGAGGCACAGAUAGCCAUCUACUUGAACGUGUAUGGCAGAUGGAAUUCUACCGUGCCUCAAUGCAGGUUUUAUCUAAAGACUUUUGUAUUUCUGUAGAUGCUGGAUCAUGCUUUGGGUCAAAUGGUUAUAUCGAUUUUUAUGUAAAUAAUAAGAAUAAAUGGGCCAUUGAAUUGUUAAGGGACGGAAAUAAAUUGCAAGAACAUCAGCAAAGGUUUGAAAAAGAUGUCAUUGAUAUUCGUAGUAGUGGAAUGGAAGCUCUGGAUAUAAAAGAUCGUAAAAAAUAUGAUAUAUAUGUUCUCUGUGCUGAGAACUUUGAAUCUGUUCAACUUAUGUAUCCUAGUGGAACUGAAGAACCUGUUCGAUUGUUAGGUGAAGAAGAAAAUUUGCUUGGAUAUAAUAUCUCAGACUUUUUAGAUGAUCCAAUGGAAACUGAUUAA